Molecule: messenger RNA, 1152 nt
Organism: Botrytis deweyae
Lineage: Eukaryota; Fungi; Ascomycota; Leotiomycetes; Helotiales; Sclerotiniaceae
Exons: 3
Coding region: 1-1152 (383 amino acids)
Biological process (GO): transmembrane transport
Cellular component (GO): plasma membrane
Molecular function (GO): water channel activity
Source: RefSeq, a predicted model, not a curated record
AUGUCCGUCACGACGUUAAAUGGCCAACCUACACUUAAUAUUUCCGGUCCUGGCCAGACCGCUCUCUCCCGUCUCGAUCCGCUCAAAAAAGUCUUCACCAAAUUCUUUUCUUCCAUUCCACAAAAAGUACGAGGUCAUGUUGUUGCUGUUAUUGGCGAACUUAUUGGCACAACUGCUUUUCUAUUCAUCGCAUUUUCCGCGGCUGAAGUCGCUCUCGCGUCUGCAAAUGAUAACAAAGGCGAUAAAGUUAGCUACGAGACAAAAUCGAUUAGUACAACUCAAAUAUUGUUUAUAGCAUUUGGAGCUGGAAUAAGUCUGGUGGUUAAUGCGUGGACUUUUUUUCGCAUUAGUGGAGGGCUGUUUGACCCAGCAGUCUCUAUUGCAUUGUUCUUCGUCGGCGCAAUCGAUUUGACUAGAUGUGUACUACUUUGUAUAGCACAAUGUGUGGGUGCAAUUGCUGCUUCUGCAAUGGCUUAUGGUUUAUAUCACGGAGGUUUACAUACGGCAACUACACUUAAGCCUGGCAUGAGCCCAGCACAAGGAGUUGUUCUUGAGAUGAUACUCACAUGUCAGCUCUGUUUUACGGUUCUUAUGCUCGCAGCUGAAAAGCAUGAGGCUACAUUUUUGGCACCUCUGGGUAUUGGAUUAUCUGUGUUCAUAGGGGAACUAGCCGGCGUCUUCUGGACUGGCGGCUCCAUGAACCCAGCCCGCUCUCUUGGUCCCGCAGUCAUAACCUUAAGUUUCCCAAGCUACCACUGGAUCUACUGGGUCGGCCCUAUUGCCGGCGCCGGCCUAGCAAGUAUAAUCUACAAACUAAUCAAAGCACUCGAAUACGAAACCGCACAACUUUCCGAGAGCGAAAUUCACGCUCAUCCCGCUGAAGACUCAGAGAAAGCAUCUGGACACACGGGUCCCUGCGAGUGUAUGUGUUUCAAAGUGGCGGCUCAGGAACAAUCAUCGACCGCAAGUAUGCUGCAAGUUGCUACGACAGAUGCGAGGAAAAGCUCGAGUUUGGUUCCGACGAAAAGUACCAAGAGUGGAAAUUCAGAUGUGAAGAAGACUGAGACAGUGGUGGAAGAGCCGGCGAAGACUCAACCGAAGGCUCCUCCAGUGGCUGACGAUGGUUUCUUUGGGGAGAUGUAUGCAGAUUGA